This is a messenger RNA of Debaryomyces hansenii CBS767, 507 nucleotides long. RefSeq lists its product as uncharacterized. The transcript has a single exon. The record is from RefSeq and is a predicted model, not a curated record. Lineage: Eukaryota; Fungi; Ascomycota; Pichiomycetes; Serinales; Debaryomycetaceae. The coding region runs from base 1 to 507 and encodes 168 amino acids.
AUGGAUCCAUAUAUAGAGGACAGGGAUAUACAGAAACGAAGCCAUUAUAAAGUUCUUGGCGUAGUUCCGACUUGUAAUGACCUUGACAUCAAAAGUGCAUAUAAAGAGAUGUUAUUAGCACAUCAUCCUGAUAAGAACGGAAAUGCUUCGACUACCAUAAAUAGCAUACAAGAAGCAUAUAAAACUCUCAUAGACCCAGAAUUGAGAGACCAGUACGACGAUUCGCUAAAAAGGUCUAUCCAGAGACAGGGAUUCAAUAUAACAGGAGAUGGACUAGAUAUAUACUGUUUGGAUGAUUUUGAAAUGGAGGAAGAAGAGGAAUGUAAAUGGCUCAAGGAUUGUCCUAGAUGUCAGUUUCCAAAGUCCAUUAAGUUUAAGGAAUCGGACUUGAUUGAAAACGGUACGGAGGAUGGCGACAAUGGUUUCGAUAUUAUAGUCCAAUGCGAGAGUUGCAGCUUAUGGAUUAAAGUGAAAUAUUAUGAGAUUAAUGAAGAAGAUGACGAAUAA